GUAUGUCAGAGAGCGUGCGCCGUGGCACCCCUUUGGUGCUCUGGCCUUCACCUUGAACUUGUGUUCGGAUCCUCACGUCGAUUCACACAACGAGCCUUCAUCAAGCAAUCUUGUCAUGGCCUUGUCAACUUUCACCAAAGGAGGCUUGUGGGUGGCUGACGAUGAUGGUGAUGCUGCAAAAAUGGUUCAGGGCAACAAGGUGAUGGGCACAGUACUUGAUUUCAAGAAAGGGGCGAUCCACUUCCGCCCGCAGUGCUUGCAUGCCACCGAGAGGUGGGAAGGUGAUCGAGCUGUGCUCGUUGCUUACAUGCCGAGGAGCAUGGAGAAGCUUGACUCGUCGGACCGUGGCAUUCUUGAUGAACUAGGAUUUGUGCUCUCCACCCAGCCCGUCGCGAAGCAGUGUGUUGAACCAGUCCAGUUUUCACUUGAGUGUGGUGUUCGGUGGUCUCCUGAAGAGUUUGUUGCCGAGGCUUGCCGUGCGGAGCAUCCCAGCAGCCUUUCCAACUUGUUGCCAGAUGAGCUGCAGGCUGCAAUCAACAAGAACUUCGGGAUGAGCGAGCAAGCUCUGGGUCAGCACAGAACAGAAGUUAUCCGCAAGUGGAUCGCAAAGGCAAACGAUCUUGUUGCCGAGGAGGACUUGCUCAAAGCGGGCAUGUCCGAGAACAGGCGCAUCAUCUUGUCGCAGAAACGCUUGCUUUUGUUUAAGGCGCUGCUUGAAGAAGCCGGCCACACUGACCUGAACCUGGUCGACGACUUGGUAAACGGGUUUGAUCUGGUGGGACGUCUGCCCGAAAGUGGUUUCUUUAAAAAGAAGUUUAGGCCUGCGUCCAUGCUUGAAGCUGACUUGCGUAGUGGUGCAUCCCGUGCUUGCAGCGCCACCCUCGCUACUGUGGGGCCGGCUGACGAUCCGGUCAUAGAUGCGGGGGUGCUUGCGGCGACUUUGAAAGAAGUUGAGGCUGGGUUUGUGGAAGGCCCGGUCGCUGCUUCAGACAUGCCUCAGGGUGCCACCUUGACGCGACGAUUCGGUGUGAUCCAGGGCGAAGUCGAUGGUGUGCCUAAGGUUCGCCCGAUUGACAACUAUCGUGCAUCGCGGGUGAAUGCAGCUGUCACCCAGACUGAGCAAGUCACCGUGCAUACGCUAGAUGUGGUGGCUGGAAUGGCAUCGGCCUGGCUGGCACGUGCUCGGAAAAGAUUGCAGCAGGCUUCCAUGGCAGCAAAGACGUGGGAUCUGAAAACAGCCUACAAGCAGUUGCCGCUCAGUGAUGCUGCUUAUGCUAGAGAUGGCUACUUCGUCAUACACGACCCGCGCGUGGGCAAAGCAUCCAUCUUUAAGCAGCGAGCCUUGCCUUUCGGGUCCC
This is a messenger RNA of Symbiodinium necroappetens, 1358 nucleotides long. The record is from the annotation of a GenBank genome assembly. Lineage: Eukaryota; Dinophyceae; Suessiales; Symbiodiniaceae.